Messenger RNA from Cuscuta europaea, 1100 nucleotides. NCBI's taxonomy places the organism in Eukaryota, Viridiplantae, Streptophyta, Magnoliopsida, Solanales, Convolvulaceae. The record is from the annotation of a GenBank genome assembly.
GAAGUUCCCGGUGUUUGAGGGAGCCUCCGAAGGUAGUGGCUGAGGGCACCCUCAUUUUUAUAUCUUAGCAGAUAGUUCAUCUGUUUGUUUGUUUCUUUUUUUGUGCCAUCUGUUAGUAACCCCUCGGUUUUAACCCCAUACUGUUUUGCAGGUAUCCCAGUCAACAUGAUGAACGUCAGGGGGCUCGCUGACUUGAAGAAGAAAAAGUCCUCCAAGGCCCCGAGGGGAACGGAUGCUGGUGUCCCAAAACCCGCCGGUGACUCCUUUAAGAAGCCGGAGGGGCCAUCUGGCCACGCUGCUGCUGCCAAGAGGAAAGGCGCGGGCAAGGCUCCCGACAACAAAAAGCCCAAGACCGGGGAUGCCGGGAAGAAAAGUCCCCCAGUGGUCAUUGUCGACGAUUGCCUCGCCUCCGGGGUGCACGAGGAGAUGAAGAUGGCCGAAGUGCCGGGGGCGCCCGGGAGCUGUCUUCCGAGGUCCUGACGGUUACCCUCCCGGUUGGUACGGCCGUGAUGAAUGGCACGGCUGACCCGAGGGUGCUCCUGAGGGGUAUAACCCCCGAGAUUGACAGAGCAGCCCUCGGGGCUGAUGAUGAUCAAGCUCUUGAGGACAGGAUCCUCCGGUCUUCCCUCACGACCUGCAUUGCCCUCGGAGAGCAGGCCCGGAGGCUAGAGGAGUGGCGUCUUCGCAAGGCUGAGCAGGAUGCCAAGAUGCGGGAGCUCAUCCGCCAGAAUUCCGAUGCCAUCCGGCAGAUGGCUAUGCUGGAGGAGAGCCUUCGGCAGAUGACCCUGCGGGCGGAGGCCGCAGACCGGGGCAAGGCCGAGGCUGAAAGGUCCGCAGUUGUGGCCCUUGAGAGAGCUGCUAGGGAGGCCGAGGCCGCCAAGGUGGAGGCCAUCGAGAGAGCCCGAGGGGACGCCAUCUCUGGGUUCUUGGCAUGGGGUGGUGAGCUGAGGAGCACAAGCAAUGGCUGUCCUCGGUCGUCGAGUCCUCGGUCGACGAGUGGUGUGAUGGGCCCGGUGUGGAGUGGGUUUCCCGAAAGGGCAAGCAGUAUUAUGAUGGGGGCGAAUUUUUCACCCAAGCCCUCAUUUACCGGAAGAUGGCCC